Paramecium octaurelia is the source of this 3075-nucleotide messenger RNA. The record is from the annotation of a GenBank genome assembly. Lineage: Eukaryota; Ciliophora; Oligohymenophorea; Peniculida; Parameciidae.
AUGAAACAACAAGUCUCUUUUUUGGCUAAAAAUACUUUUUCCAGAUAAAUCAAUUAAGAUGAUCAAAAUGAAAUCCAGGAUCGAUCAGGUUAUGACAUUUUCAAUAUGGAUGGUUAGAAUAGAAAAAAAGAAAAGCUAUCACCGAUAGUUCGAUCCAAUUCUGGUCAUCAUGAAUCCUUGAUUUUACAAUAUACUAAUCCUCAAUAACUCAUCACUCCUAAAAAUGAGAAUUAUACUUAAAGACUUUAAAUAGUGGCUUAGACUGAUUCAAACAAGCAAACAAAAUCAUUUCGUAAAUUGAUUGUCUAUUUCCAUCAAAAAGACUUCAUUAAAAUGCUAUUAGCUCCACAAAAAUUAACAUCAUCCUUUACACUCAAACAUUUCAAUUUGAUCAAUGAUUUAGGAGCAUCCUUUAAAUAUUAAAUUGGUAGAUAUAAUGAAAACUAAAAAAGCUUGAUUCAUUAAUAUAUAUCACUUAUUGAUAUAAGGAUUUAAUUAAGAUUAAAAUUUAGAACCUUAAAAACCUAAUGCAAACAUCAUUUGUAAUACAUCCUUAAUCAGAUUCCACUAAUUGAACCGAUGAGCAAUCUUAAAUUUUUUUGGGAUUUGAUAUGUUUUGCCAUUAGAAUAUAUUUAAUUGUCAUUAUUCCAAUACUAAUGGCAUUCCACCAUUAAAAUUUAAUUGACAAACAAUAAUUUCCACUAAUUUUCUUUUCGAUUGCUUUAAUUUUCGAUAUCAUUAUAAGGGCAUUUACCGUAACUUAUGACUAAGGAUUACCUGUAAGAGAUCGAUAUUUAUUAUAUAAAAAAUAACUAAAUUUCUCAACAUUAUUGGAAUUAUUUAGUUUUAUUUAUACUAUAAUAAUAAGUUUACAGUCUGAUAACAUUAUAGAAAGAAAUAUAAUUGGGGAUGGUUGGCCAAAAUUUAUAUUAGUUUUGUAGUACAUAUAAGUGGCCAAUAUAUUAAAGUUUAUAGACAUAUCUUAAUACUCUUUCAAGCUAAGCCGAAUGUCCACCUCAAUAGUAGAGUUGAUCAAAUUAAUAACCUUAAUACUGUUGGUUUAGCAUAUUUUCAGUUGCGUGUGGAUUGUAUUUGGUAUUUAAGGUUAAAAUACAUAAUAACAAUCGUGGUUAGACAAAUUUGAACAUGACUAGUGGUCAUAUUAGUUUCUAUAAUCUUUCUAUUUUAUUUGUGUCACUACAUUUACUGUUGGUUAUGGUGAUUUGACGCCAAAAAGUAAUAACAAUCUAAUAGCCUAGAUCCUCCUGAGUAAAUUUUUACCAUCAUUUAUAUGUUUUUAUGUAUGUUGUUGUUUUCAUACACAGUAAACACUAUAGGAAGUAUACUAACACAAAUUAAAGAAAGCAGCGACAAAAUCAAGACAAAACUUACAGCCAUAAAUUAGUAUAUGCACAAUAAGUAGAUUAGUCCUACAUUAUAAUUCAAGUAUUAAACUCAUAUAUUUAAUAGAGUUCGAGAAUAAUUGUACUUCUAUCUUAAAUAAGAAGUUGUUCAAUAGGUGAACGAAUAAUCUGAAAUAAUAUCUAUGUUACCAGAAGAAUUAUAACACAGCCUUAGAACAGAAGCAGCAAAAUCCUUAAUUAAUAAAUGUACCUUCUUUAGUGAGAACUUUUCAAAUGAGAUAUUGAAUUAACUGUUGGAAGAUGUCAAUUUUUAAAUCUUUUAGCCAGGAGCCACAAUUCAAUCAAAAGAUGAAUUCUUCAUUCACAUAAUUGAAUAGGGACAGGUUGAAGUUUUGUAUAAGAAAGUAUUAUUACUAGAUUAUCAAUUAGAAAUCUAUAUAAACUCUGGAAAGGUUUGAUUAUUUUGGACUUGAAGAAUUUAUCACUUAGCAAUAUAACCCAAACUUUGUUUUCAAAAGUAAUGCAUUCACUAGUGUACUAUCUAUUCCUUACUCUCAUUUUCAUAAAAUUCUAUCUUAGAAUGAUCUUGAAAACUAAAAGUUUCACAAUCUAUUAUCUUCCUAAUCAAGUAUCUAAAACUAUUGUUUCAUCUGUAAAACCAAGAGACAUACAACUUAAUUCUGCUCUUAGGUUCAUUUUAUUCCAAAUAGAGAAGUUGUUUUGAAAAGGUAUCUCUUUAGAAAAAAAUAGAAAAAACGAGUUUGGUAGGAAAGAAGAAUUAGGUAAUUGCAAAUGAAUGAUGUCAAUAUAAUAAAUGGAUAAAAUUAACUUAAAUAAAUCUAAUUUAAAAAUGCAUGCUAGAAUUAAAAGAUUGUAGAGUUCUUAGUCAAUAAAUUUUAAGUUGAAAAUUAAAUUGCUUUAGAAACCUUAUUUCCAACAAUUGAAUAACCUAUUAGUGUAGAUAGUCAAUCUGAAUCUGAAAAUGAAGAUCCUGAUGAAGUUAAAGAUCAGAGUUUUUCAUAAUAAUAAUAAUAGAAUUCAAGGAGAGGAAGCAAAUAAAUUCCUCCUAUUUCAUCCAAUGAUUUGUGUUAAUAUUAAAUUUUAGAUAAAUUAAAGAAAGAAAAGUAAAAUAGAUUAAUACUACAUUAAUAACCCUAGUUAUUGAUGUCUUAAUAUGGAUAAAUUAAUACAAACGCUAAUAUUAAUAUUAUUAUGAAAUAGUAACUUAGAAAACUAUUAUUAUGUAAACCUGGCUAGUUUGAAUACUAAGAAUAGAAAGCAUAAAUUUAAGAAUUAAACUUUUUUAAUGAUUUAAAAUAAAAAAUGACUCAUUUACAUUUAUUUCCUAAAAUCGAAUAGGAAUAAAUAGAAUUUUGGUAUAAAAAGAUUGUAAAUCUCAAAGAAGACUUAGUUGAAAUGUAAGAUUUUGAAACAUUGAAAAAUUACGAAAUCUUUAAUAGACAAUGGAAUGCUGAUUUAGUUGUUAAGAAGUUAGGAAUCAAGCAAAAGAAAUUUAGAGGAUUUAAGAAGCUUAAGAGAUAUUUGUUAUUCCCAUAUCUUUAUGUUAAUAAAUACUUAGAUAAAAAGGAUUCCAAUGAUCAAAAUAAACCAGUAGAAAAAUCAAAAAAGAAAAGUAUUUAUCAAAUUUAAAAAUUAGGACCUUCAAGACCCAAGGUUAUCAAAAAGACGAGGGUGAGUCCUAAAAUCUGA